Molecule: messenger RNA, 1727 nt
Organism: Setaria italica (foxtail millet)
Lineage: Eukaryota; Viridiplantae; Streptophyta; Magnoliopsida; Poales; Poaceae
Exons: 2
Coding region: 50-1168 (372 amino acids)
Source: RefSeq, a predicted model, not a curated record
AAACUUAAAUAUCCCAGGUCUCGCCGGCGGGGUUUGGUCUCUAGCGCAAAUGGCGCCGGCCGACCGCCGCCGGAGCCGCUCUCCUCCGUCCAACCGCCGGCGGAGCAGCUCCCCUCCGGCCACCGCCACCUCCCCCUACUUUCCCCCGGAGCUGAUCCCCGAGGUCGCCAAGCGACUGACGAGCCUCCAGGAUUUCUUCGCCCUCCGUGCCGCCUGCCGAGCCUACCGCGCCGCCCUCCCGCUGACCGCGUCCAACCUCGCCUCCCAGGCGCCGCUCCUCCUCCUCGUUCCCCACCGGAUCUCCAAACCAGCUGCCCUAUUCCACAUCUCCCAUCGCCGCCUCCUCCGCUUCCGCCUCCCUCGUACGCGCCCAGACAACCGCAGCGGCUUCUUCCCCCUCGGCUGCCGCGUCGCCAUCUCCGACAGCUCGAGGGAUUCCAGCUGUCGGGAGCUCCGCAUCGUCCACCUCCUCACCGGAGAGCAAACCCGCCUCCCCAGACCCAAGGACGCCUUCUCCCGCAUCCUCCUCUCCGGGGACCUCGUUGUCACCUGGAGAUUCUUAGGCCGCACGGUUCAGUACUGCCGCCACGAGGCCGCUGGCUGGCGUGUGGCGUCAAUCAGCGAGCCCUAUCUCCUUGAGGGGAUGGCCAGUGUAAGGGGCACCCUCUACGCGGUGGUUACCCCAGGUUCCCCGUUAAGAAUCCCAGUUUACCGUCUUGCUCGUGUUGAGCUAUCGGAUCACAGGAAUUUGGCGGAAUUGGUGUUUAUCGGAGGAGCAUUGGAUGCACGGAUUCUGCAUCUGCCUGAUGAAACAGAGUUGUACUUGUACCCUGCAGAGUGCCGCGGUGAGCUGAUAAUAGUUAUUGCCGUGGAAUUUGAUCCAAGGGUGUACCAUGUUUUCCAGUGGAAGUCUGGGGAGGCUAAGUGGGUGAGGAUUACUAGCCUUGGUGGCUGCACGCUGUUUUUUGCAAAUCGUAAUUUUGCGGGGUGCCUUGGACCUGAUCAUCCAGGGAUUCGAAAGGACUGCAUGUACUUUAACGAUGAAGGUUUAUGGCGUGAGUAUUCUUUGGUUGAUGGAUCUUUUCCUCUAUCUGAUGUGGUCUACCCUGGAGAGACAUUAGAUAAGGAUUUCACGCCAGCUGGUUGGAUAUUUCCGAGCAUGUGUUGACGCCCUCCUGUGAGCUGAGAGGUGCAGGGAAGUUAUUGUCCAAAGGUACAUGAUGCUUUUGGUGCUCUACCAUGCCUUCAUCAGCUAGUCGCAUUCAACGUUUUGUAAUGGCAAUUGCAACAGCAUGUUGAUGGCCUUCAAUGUGAAUGUAGGCGUGUAGCCCUGUUACAUAUUGAACCGAAAAGCAUGUUCAACCUGAAUGUAUUGGCCAAUGAUGACAACAUGAAACUUUACCAUGGUAAGUAGUUUAAGCACCUAUGUAAGUGAAGACCCUUUGGAAGCAGAUGUGUUUGAAUGUAGAUGUUGAGUAGUUUUCUUGUAGCACAUAUGAAGAAGAACUGCUCUGUAAUAAUGUGCUUAAUCUGCAAAAGGUAUACAGAUUAGUGCAAUGCUGCAUUUCAUGUAACGGGUUUAUAUGGCCCUGGGAUAUGGGUGUCUCGAUCGGGAAAGAAUCAAUAGAAGGAGAGGGUGAUAUCUUUUUCGAAACAAAUAAAAAGGAAAAGAAAGAGAAAACAGAAAUCAUGAUCAACUAAGCCCUCUCGGGGGCUUGCUUAAGAAU